AUGUCAACUGUUGAUGAACUCCGCCGGGCAGUAUAUCGGUAUUUAGAGGAAACUGGAGGAUUGCGCAAACUUGAAGCCCAAACUGAGGCUGAGGUAUUUUCAGCCCUUAAUAACAUGGCUAGUAAUGGUGAAAGAAAACCGUCAGACCCCAUCCAUUCGGAAAAUUUCCUUGUUAACGAGUUGAUAUUAGAAUACUUCAAAUUCAACGAGUAAGUUCCCGGUUAUUCAGUUAAUUGCCUUAUCAUCUAAAUUAAAUUAAAGGGGGCUUCUGGUAUAUUCUUUUGUACGUCCGAGUAGUCGAAUAUUUUCUCGCCAAAUGUAUAUGUAUAUAACUUCAUAUAUAUAUAUAUAUAUAUAUAUAUAUAUAUAUAUAUAUGCUUGCACAAACAUGAAGGGAGGUUCGAGGUUUAAGUAAAUUGUCCCGUUUGUCAUCCCUUAAAAACAAAAGAGAAAAGGCGACCUCAUGAACACACUGCAUUUUUGCUGACGUCUCGGCAAAUUUGGAGAAUGAUAGGCUAGGUUUGCAUAUUGUAGCGACCAAGGUUGUUUAGGAAGGCACACGCAGUGUAAUUUAAUCAGAUAACUUCCUAACACAGUUAUUAGAUUUUCCACCGCAUUCCUCCGGGCGAAUAAGACAGAACAGUACUUAGGCUGGUAUACAAGGUAUGCUUAUAACAGAAAUAAAGUUGGGACAUAGAGAAACAGUUAAUAUAUAAGAAAUAGAUGAUUUCCACAAUGAGACUGUUUCGUCUGGACAGAAGACAACCCUUCAUGGAAACUUGACAUUUGGAUGGAAACACAGCACUGUUGGCAAUACCGGGAGAGGGCCAGGAAAGACAGGCGUAGAAUGUUAGUGGGAGACGCGCUGCGACGAAUCUUGUAAGGGAGUAGAUGGCAGUUGAGGGAUGGGAUACCGGCUGUCUUGAGUAAUAUGGUUCUGCGCGAAAAAGUGCCUUCAUGUAGUUAGGAAAACUCUGUCCAACUCGUGAUCUGUUACUUUAUGCAUAAGAAGUUAAAGUACUGUGUGCGUGGCUUUAAAUCGUUACUCCACUUAGGUUUUUUCGUAAAAAAGUUCAACAAGCGUAACGCUUUGAACCAGCAUUGACAGGUCGGUUUUUAUGUCAAAUUUUAGUUCCCAAAGUAGAUUUCAAAAAACUUCAAUGAAGGAUAUCCAAUCAUUGGUUGCGAAUCAGUUUAAAGAUAACGAAUUUGCUUUCUACGACUUGUAAAGAUAGGAUGCAUUUUCGUUUCAUAUCGUAUAAUGGCUAACGCUUAUUUAGAUAAGAUCUUAUGAAAAGGAUGCAUUUAUUAUUUGUUCAUAAUACACUGUUCCCUCAUUUAUUUCGAACAGUUGAUUUACUCUUCUUAUUGUAUACGGCUGUCGUCAAACCCCACAGAUGUCACUGGUGAUACUUUUCAUGGAAAGGCGAUUAUUUACAGCUUACCUGGAUAGGUUGACUCAUUAUUUUCCGCAGUAAAGGACUAAUUUUCCAUAAACGACGUCCAUAUACUGACUGACUCUGUUGAUCUGUCUCUCCAAACUGGGCUUGUUGUCACGCUCAAUUAGUCAUCAACAUUUAUUUUGAGUUACCAUCAUAUAAAUACCGUUCGGGUUGUGAUGGGCACACAUAAACCACCUCAGUCGACUCUGUUUCAUUUUUAUCGUUCGAAACGAGUUUGGAGUGGGUCGUUCUCUGUCAGCGUUGGUGUCAGGUCCCUAAAAUUUGACUAUCGUUCACGUGCUGAAUCCAUUACCCAGGGUCGUACAGAACGACUGUCUUGAAGUAUUGCCGGCACUCACAAACUUUAGCAAUGUGUGCCUAUGCACUUUUGGUGACUUGCAGAAACCUUAAGAGCGACAGAGAUUGUCCGGUGAGUAUUAUAUUGUGUGACAUGACAACGAGCAGAUCCGAAAAUCCUUGAACCGUUUUACCUUUUCACGCCAAUAAUCGUAAUAAAUGCCAACUGUCGAUCAAAAACCCUUCUCGCAAAAUCUGGUUUUUGUUGAUUAGGUAAGUAGACUGUCUGAUUAAAUGUUGUAAAUAAUUUGAGGCCAUGCACUCUGCAGGCCAUCAUUAUCCAAUACCCGUGGAUUGGUACCAUUGAUAUAAUCGGGACCGGAAAGCCAAAGUUCUAGUUCAAAUCCGACAGUGUCAAAACCGCGUAGAGUCGUUCAGAAAAUCCCGUGAACGACCAAAUCAAAUUGGAUGGGCAAUAGCAUACAAGUUUAUGAUAUGCUAAGCUAAAUAUCAAGCGAUCGUCUAGGAUUAAGAAGGAUCACAAUUGCACUCUUUGGGCAAUAAGAUAUCUUGAUUAUGACUAAGAUUGUUUCGAACACAGUUUAGCUGUAUCCAUCGUAGGAACCGACUAUGAGUGGAAAAAAUGUUGCAAAAAAGUCAGCUAAGCAGAUGGCCGUGCAAAUAAUUACGCAAUCCACUCACUUCCAUCUGAAACCCGAUUUUGUUUUCCCCUUUACUUCAACGACUCAUGUUUUAGACAGUCGGCAAGUGUCAAUGACUUAGACCUUUGCAACAAUCUCUACGAGAAAUAUAUGUAGGCAGUUUUUGUACCUCGCCGUUUCUCCGUUUAUGAAGUAAGACACACCGGUAACUGAGCCCACGUUCUCAUGAUAAAUUCAUCCUCUCUGGCUCGUUUAAUCGCCUCGCGGGAUCAGAGUACCGAUUACUGGCCACAUUUUAUUUUAACAAUGUCAUCGAUUAUUUAGUUUUUCGAAUGUCAGACUGGCUUUCUAGGACGGCCUGAACAGGAACGGCUUCCGGAAAGACGCCAAUUUUGGAUAAAUGGCUGACACUUGAACGUGAUUUUAAAGAUGAAACUGUAAGCGAAUGAAAAAUCUUCAAACAUAAUCCUUCGAAGGUUAAGGAAACAUCUUGUUCUAACUUCUAAACAACGAUUUUACAAAUGAAAGGCAAUCGCAGAGAGUAAUUCCAGGGACAUGUCUGCUCAACUCGGUAAUAGGAAUUCUAGCGAAAACUGACAUGACAUUAGUAAAGUAGAUUUAGCGAAGACAGAGUAGCAUAAACAUGAACGGGCCCUGAAGUGCCACGCAUCAAAUAACGUAUACCAUUUGAUUUGUUUGCUGCUACCAUUGAGGACGUUAGAACUGGAUAUUAAGGUUCAAGACACGCAUCGAGAGAAUUUACGGCUUGAGACUUACUGAUGCCGCUAAUCUAUUUAUGCUCGACGGUCUUGUAAAAAUAUUCCGAUUACCGCCCAUCCAAUUGAAUUGGCGCAUAAACCAAGCAUUCCCUUACUGCAUGUAUAUCCCAAAUAUAGGGUUGGCUAUUCGAAUAAGUAAAGUGUAAACAAGAUCCCAUGCUGUUUAUUGUGCGCAAACGAGAAAAUCGGCCUCUAAACGCACUUUCCAACGUCAGUUGACAGUAAUGAGGCGAAAUCGCCUGUCCCAAGUCGCCAUACAUACCUUGAACACAGAGUACACAUUUGUUUGGGACAAAACUGUUGCUGUUUACCCGUUCGAAAAAGGCCGAAUGUUCCUUGGUGCCAUGAAGUUAGAUGAAUUCUUAAUCAACUGGCAUAUCAGAUUUAAUGACAAAUCCAUUGAUCUCAGAAAUGAACGAAAAAGACGAGAACCAUUUAGGACGAACUGACACAAGCGGCGUCUGUUUGCUUGGCGCAAACGCCAAGCAAACAUCGGUUUUUUAAGUAUACUUAAGGUGCUGUUUUUGUUCUCCGUCUGCGCCUGACUACAACCUAUGAAACCGGCGUUAAAAGUGUACAGAAUAAAAUUUAUUUUCCCCAAGAGUAUGUUUGAUUUCAGCUUAUAUUUUUGGAUGUCACCUCUCCAAUAGCAUUUAUGGUCGAUUUGCUAUCUCGUGAAAAGUUAACCGAAAUUCCGUAAUGUGUUUUCACAUCAAAAAGAUUGCUUAAAUAGGGCUUUAAUAUUCACGAUUGUGCAGCAGAAUCCCAAGAUAUUUCAAUCAUACCACGAUGCCACAUUUCAGAUGAGCUUCCUUCCGCCAUCUGCAAAAACUACGCUCUGUAAAAAUGACCACUAAAGCAGUGUGAAUUCUUCCCAUUAAUUUUCGAUAUCCUUAUAAAUCCAAAUGUAUUUUACAGAAUAAAUUCAGUAAAACAUUCAUCCUUCUGUUCAUUGAUUAACAAAUUACGUCUGCUUUAAAUUUUAUACCUGAAGAAAGAGUAUAAUUCGGUUUUAAAAGGCUUCCAACCCCCAUAUAUUUUGCAACCCCACCCGCUCUCACAGCUGCACUUAGGAUUUCCAAACUGCAAGCUGUAUAUUAUUAUGUAUGAAGGAUUACAAGUUUAUGUAUUCUUUUUAAGAAGAUAUCAUAUGAGGUCCAUGAGCUUUUGCAGUGGCUUUGAGCCGUAUUAUAUACUUUACAAGCAACGUUAGUGAAUGUAGAGAUACGAUGUUUUAUGAGUCGACAUCUAACGACUUUAAACAAUUCCAUGAUUAGAAACUCUUUUCAAUCCUGGAACAUACACUUUCUUCAAGUAUAAGAUGUAAAAGGUACAUGAUCUGCUACCAAAUCAAUACAAAAACGAACAUUUUUUAAAAUGUUUUUUGUAAAACUUGUUUAACUUCAUAAGGUCAUCGAAAAUUAAUAGGAAGAAUUCAUUAUACCUAAGUGGCCACUUUUUAGGGCGUGGAUUUUUCAGACGAAUGAAAAGAAGCUGGUUCGAAAGCCGGCGUCCUGACGUGACUGAAGCAUUUUGACACUGCAACGCGGUAAUUAAUGUGGAAAUCCUGCCUUGGUAAUAUUUUCGAGUCGAAAAAACGUUUCAGUAUCUCGGUUAACAUUCCAUGCGAUAGCACACCCACUGUUCACAUAUAGGCAGAAUGAGACUACCGAAAAAGGCAAAGGAACUUGAAUAGCCAUUUCUGCCUUUUUAGCCGCAAUCAGCCAGCAAUACCCAGCCUCAGGUUUGCUUGCAACCUCCUGAGGUUCGAAGCCGCGUUCUGUUGGUUGAAAGUCUAACGCUCUAACCACUGAGCCAGGGGGGUCGUUUCCGUGUCGGUUGUCAGUUUUUCUCAUGAGUAUAUUUAGAAUUUACAAGUAAAACCCUGCAAAAGUUUUCCGAAACAACCACUAACAGCAGCAGUUAUAGCCAGUAACUUCAAGCUGAUUACAACAUGAUUUUCAAAGAAACAACAAAAACCUUGCUGAGGAAAAUAUUGACCAGACAGGAGCCCUAAUUCAGCACCAUUCUAAUCUUGAAUUCCACCAAUGCGACUACCGGCCGAGCGUUGUAUUACCCAUGGCUGUUGACUUUAUGUUGCGCAGUCACUUAUCCCGAUCAGAAAAUGUCGGUUGGAAUCGGAGAUACUUACUCAUAUUAAAAUGACCUCAACCCAUUCAUCCUGGUUGCGGGACAAAAAAGUGAUGCUUGUUGUCAGCCUCAGAAACUCAAGGUAGGUUAAUCGAAAGUUCUCGUUAUGUUAAGGCCAACCAAUAGUCGAUAAAUAUUGUUCCUAUAGAAAGGAGACUGGAAUGAUCUCUUCUGACUAAUUUGCCCUUGUCAAGGGGCCACAACACAAUCUUGUACUGGGGAGAAUUUGUUCGAAGCUCGUCUCUAUGUUUUCGCUUGAGACUAGCUGUCUAACGACUGCAAAUGGGCCAGAAAUGAUGAAACCAAUCUCCCUUUCUUUUCCGGAACGCCCCCUUAUGAAAGUUAGAAUACAUGCCGGAGUCUAACUUUCCAUAUAUUUUUUUAAACAUUAAAGUGUAAGUUUUUGGCACCUGGUUGGCUGGUUUUCCAUGAGAUUGCUUUUGGGCCAGGAGUUCACGCAAACUUCUUCAACUGCAUUCGUUUUCCUUGAAAAUUUCCUGGUCAAACUGCAAACGUCAUGCAGAGCACCGCCUUAUUUAUUUAAAACGUUAUUGCAUUUGUCUGAUUUGCGGAUAUAUGGCCUAAAUUGCUUUGGUUCGUCUAAAAUUUUAGCUUAAAGUUUUCGGAGAAGACAUUCAGGAAAGAAGCAGAACACUUAUCUCAACCCAUUUCCAGACGGAUUCUAUGUCAAACGCUCAAUGUACGUCCCACAGUCUCUACGAAGGCAUUAGCUGUCAACAGCACUGAAGACCAAGAACAUCCCACAACCGUAGAAAAGCCAGUGCCUCUUUUGUACUAUCUAGUUGAAUAUUUCAAAAAUUUAAAUCUUGUAAAUUCUGACAACAGAACGUGCCCUUGAUUUCUCAAUUGCAAAAUAUAGUACUUUUGAUAGUUUUUGUCAUUGACAUUCAGUUUUAUGCGGUUAAUUGAUAGAAGAGACAUUCGUCGAUUUGGCCAGCAAAACAGCCUUAUUUUUGUUGGAAACAUUAUACUUACUAUUACAGUGUGGAGAGAAAUUCUACCUGCACACACAGAUCAUUUCGUGUCAUGCGUACACAACAAUGACGUGUUAGUUCAAAGCACAGACAUCCAGGGGGCGAUCUUAAACUUCUAAGGUACUGCAACCGUUUGUCCAGGCUUUACUAGGUUUACAAUUUCCUUGGAACAUUUAGCGAUCGAAUUUAUUACUUGAGCUUCCUUUUCUUGAUGUUCAGUAGUCUAUUGCCUACUAACUCGCCUUUAUUAGGAAGACUACGGCGAUUCGGAAUCCACCUUUUGGUUGCAAUUCUGGCAUAACGGAAAAUUGCUGUCGCACAAUGUCUACAUACAAUCGUUGCAGUCACCGUGUCUGUCAUGGACUUCCCCCGGCUUGUUUAUAUAACUCUUCUCUCACCAGUUACGUAUACGGUCGAAAUCUAAUUUUGGUACGGCUGUAAGUGUGGCUUAGGACAGCAUUCAUUUAAAUGCCAUUAACUGAUACUUAUGGGUACGCAGUCCUGGUUUGGCUUACUGACUCCUCCCUUAUUUCGUGUAUCUCAUAAUCCUAUUGACACGUUUAAUUGAGGGACGUACUGCUUUUUUAGAAAAUGGAAACAAGGUUGACCUACUGCCUGUGGAUUUCCAAGUCCCAUCGGUCAUCGGAUCAAAAGUGGCGAGUGUUAGCUACCUCUGGAGGGAGCUACAAUACGUGGGCUAACUCAUGAAAUGUCAGCCGAAAUUUCGAAAUUUGUUUCCGUUUCGAAAAGAUUAAUUAAGUAGAGUUGUAAAACUAAUCAUUUUUUAGCAUAAUUCUAUAAUAAUCCAGUUACCUCAGGGUGUAGGCUUUUGAAUAAACUUCUAUCCGACUGCAUGCAAGAACUAUAUUUUGCAAAAAAUGACUAAUUGAUUAGCUUGCAAUUUUCUAAUUGAUUUUCGAAGCCCUUAAAAAUGCAAUUAUAUUUCAUGGAAAAAUGCAUAAAGAUAUUCAUUCUUUUGCUCAUUCGGUAGAAAAUUGCGUCCUUUUCCAAUUUUAUACACAAACGAAGGGUAAAAUUCGGUUUUAAAAAAGGUUCUAAUCGUGGGAUUUUUAAUACCGUGAAAUGGCCAUUCAUAAAACGUCGUGUCUCUGCAUUUACUAAUGUAGCUUGUAAGGUUAAAAAAAUGGCUCAAAUCCACUGUUAAAUUUUAUGAAUCCCACAUGGUCUUCUUUUAAUACCGUAGAGAAAUGUAUGGUUUUCCAUACGCAGAAAAUAUACGACUUGUAGUUUGGAAACCCUGAAUGCAAGUGUAACGGCAGGUUGGGUUCAAAAUUAUUUGGGGAAUUGGAAUGGUUUUCAAAAACCGAAUCAUACCCUUCCCUCGAUUAUGAACUUGGAAAAUGAAGUCAUUUUCUAUCGAAUGAGCAAAAAAAUGAAUAUUUCUAUGCAUGGUUCCAUGAAAUAUAAUUGAAUUUUUAAGGGCAUCGAAAAUCAAUGAGAAAAUAGCAUGCUACUUAAGUAGCCGUUUUUGCAGAGUAUAGUUCUUGCACGCAGUCGGAAAGAAGUUCAUUCGAAAGCCGGCACCCCGAGAUAAUUGGAUUAUUUUAGAAUUAUGCUACAAAAUGAUUAUUUUCACAUCUCUACUUAAUUAAUCUUUUCGAAACGGGAACGAAUUUCGAAUUUUCGGCUGACAUUUCAUGAUAUUUCUUGAUUCUGCCAGUUGGUAAGGUCGGACCGUCGCAGACGAAAAUAUCCACUGCACACCAGCAGCGAUGACUAGCGAAUAAAUUAGUUUGCGGUGUGGCGUAAUUUCGUGGCAUUUUCCUCACACUCCCUUUUAUCUACCCACCACGUUCUGAUGGCAAGGCGAGGUCAAGACGACCGAGAGUGGGCGUGGGCACAAGGGCUGACAAUGCUGAAUAUCCCGUGUAUGCGUGCAGCACGCGACCGGGUCCCACUUCAUGCAUCAGAAUGCAGUAUGCGCGCCUCGAAGCUCAUAUGCAUGGGGAUGCCGUAAAGGCGACAUUAAGAGGGGACUGUUGCAGCCGGACCCUCAGCCCCGAGAAGGGCCGGGUUAUCCUGUCAGUUGGCAACUUCAUAAGCUAUAACUGGUGGCGUGUCGUGGUUGAUUUAAGCACGUCAUAUUUACUGUAGUGGUAGCUGUGUUGGUGUGCUUUGAGGAUUAAGUUCCCAGUGUCCGCCUCACUCUUCCCUUAUAGCAUGUCCCAGCCGGAUGUUCCAGUCUGUCAAUUAACGGAUGAUGUAAUGGAGCGCUGCAGAUAACAAAGCUAGACAGUCCGUCCUGGGCGUGCCAAACGUGAUCUGAUCCCCAUUCCAUAUACCAGGCUAAACUAAAGGACACGACCCCGGCUUAAAUGAGGUGAAUGUGAGUUUCAAAAAUUCCCAUGGAGGGAUUCGGAGGGGUGUGCGAACAUAUAUUUGUCUUCGAUAGAAUCUCAUCAAGUUCAUAUACUUACAUAGGAAGGGGGUCGAAUAGAACAUUUCUGCAGCUUGCCUUUGAGGACAUCGCCUAAAAGGGGUCUGAGCGGCGGGCCCAUACCGACGUCGUUCAUUUGCGUAUAUUUUUGGUUGCCAAAAAGAAACUGGGCAUUUAAUGUGCAUCUUAGCAAUAGUUCCCUGAUUGCGUUUGUAGGCAUUCCUUUCUCCAGCUGCUUGGCCGAUAGGAGUUCACAAAUGUAGUCGACAGUCUCGGUGGGCCAGGCGUUCGUGAGAAAUGAUGAGACGUCUGGCGAAGACACCGCUACUUUGUUUAGGUUCAGGUCUUUGGAGUUUUCAGUGAAUUUGUAAGUAUUCCGAUAGCUACGUGGUGCUAGCUGAUGCUGUGCGCGAUCUGACAGAGGACGCUACAUCCCCAACACCGGCGUUUACAAAGUGGAUCGCACACAUGCUGCAGGAGGGACCCCUGCUGUGUUACGAAGAGACGUCGUGUAGGCGUGUGUUGUGGAAGAGGUUCGCAUGUAGCGUAGUGUGGGUGUGUGCAGGUAGGACAAGGUAUCCUGACAGAGUUUGAACCGCGUCGUUUUUCUGAAUUUGUUCGUCAAAUAGGCCCAUGCGAUUGCCGAAUGUCCCGGCCCACUGUCUGCAGAUGAGACCGGAGUGAUGGGUGUACGUCGUACCUUCAAGCACUGGUUCACCGGUCUCACUGCAAAGGAUUAG
This is a messenger RNA of Spirometra erinaceieuropaei, 9464 nucleotides long. Lineage: Eukaryota; Metazoa; Platyhelminthes; Cestoda; Diphyllobothriidea; Diphyllobothriidae. The record is from the annotation of a GenBank genome assembly.